This is a messenger RNA of Sinocyclocheilus grahami, 1075 nucleotides long. RefSeq names its product chemokine XC receptor 1-like. Gene Ontology annotation, biological process: phospholipase C-activating G protein-coupled receptor signaling pathway; positive regulation of Rho protein signal transduction. NCBI's taxonomy places the organism in Eukaryota, Metazoa, Chordata, Actinopteri, Cypriniformes, Cyprinidae. The record is from RefSeq and is a predicted model, not a curated record. The transcript has a single exon. Gene Ontology annotation, cellular component: plasma membrane. Bases 185 to 1075 code for a protein of 296 amino acids. Gene Ontology annotation, molecular function: G protein-coupled receptor activity.
CAGAGAAACGUCGACAAUCGUACGGCACUAUAGCAGACGCCUCUGUAUUGAACAAGCGAUAUUUAACUCGAUGAGGCAAACUCUUCAAAUCUUUGUUUGUGACGUGUCUGAAGUUCAGUAGAUAUAACAGUCACUUGUCAAAGACAGAUCAUCAUAACAGACGUCCGCAGCUCAUUUCAUCAUCAUGGCAAACACCUCGGCUUUGAGCCUGAACUCCAGCGUCGCCGGGUGGCACCGUCUACCAUGGUACCAGUUUGAGGCGUGUGCGGAGGUUCCUCACUGGUUUCUAUUGUACUUUGGAGUGAAAGUAUUGAACCUGGUUGCAGGCGUUCCUCUGAACGCCCUCGUGUUGUGGCAGAUUCUGAGGAAGAAGAGUGAAGGCUCAACUUCAGACAUCUUCAUUUUUAACCUUUCCAUCCUCGACGCCUAUUUUGGCCUCAUGACGCCAGUCGACCUUUCCAACCGGCUGUACUUCAACGAUCCGUCCAUCUGGUACUCGGUGCGUUUCGCCUACGGACUCAAAGACGUGACUCCGUUAUUUCUCACCUGUAUUUGUCUGGACAGGUACAUCGCUGUGGUCCAUCCCAUUCUCUUCACCGGGAUCCGUGACACUCGCAUCCGGAUCGGCAUCUCGGUGCUGGUGUGGGGACUCAUCCUAGCCUACUCUCUGACCAAAACCUUCUUAGGCGUCAUGAGCGUGAACGAGGUCUUCAGCGGAGUCAUCCUCUCGGCCUUCUUCAUCAUGGUGUUCUUCAACCUCUCCAUCAUCUGGGUCCUCAGGAAGAGCGUCGCAGGGAAAGAAGUCAUGAACCCGGUGAAGAAGAAGGCUUUUAAAAUGGUGCUUCUCAUCCUCGGCAUCAUCGUUGGGAACUAUCUGCCUCCUGUGGCUCUGAUGCCGUUUGCUUCCACCUACUCUUUCGUGACGUUCCGCUGUAAGAUCAGCCUCUGCGUCUUCUCCAUCAUGGACCUGAGCUGCACCGUCGAGCCUUUGCUCUACAUCUCUAAGAUGGAGCGCUCAGCAUUCUGUCAAUGCCUGCAGAGUCCCUCCAAGAAACCCAUCACCGUGAGCGUCUGA